Messenger RNA from Lactuca saligna, 471 nucleotides. The record is from the annotation of a GenBank genome assembly. Lineage: Eukaryota; Viridiplantae; Streptophyta; Magnoliopsida; Asterales; Asteraceae.
AUGGGAGAAUCAGUUGCUAAUAAAUGGAGUGAAGAAGACGAACAUUUGUUUCAUGAAGUUGUGUAUUCGAAUCCUGUGUCAUUCGGUAAAAACUUCUGGAAUCAUCUUUCAGAAGUAUUCCCUUCACGUUCAAAUCAUGAGAUUGUUGGCUACUAUUUCAAUGUGUUUAUGUUGCGAAUAAGAGCAGAGCAGAAUAGAUUUGAUCCAAUGAAUGCUGAUAGUGAUGAUGAUGAAUGGCAAGGGAGUGAUGAAUCAGAGGAAACGGAGAAGUAUGAUUCCGGUGAACAUGGGAAUGGAAUUGAGGAUUCUAUUGUUGAUGAAUAUUUUGAACCCUCGGAUCAUAGAGAUUGGGAUGUUGGUUAUUUUUCAUGUUCAAGAACUAAAAGUGAUUUCUUGCCAACUGGAAGUAUGAUUGAAGAGGUGUUUGGUGUUGAAUCUUGGAACUUUGAUGAUAACGAAAGCUCAAAUUAG